GCCGUUUCGGCUCAAGUUGGAACCGGGGGGGCCCGCAUCGCCGUUCGCCAGCGUUGCCGCCGCCCCGCCUGCGCGGCCGAUGCCCGCCAAGCGAAAGAGGCAGCAGAAGGAGCUGGACGAGGGCGCCGUUGGCCAGCGGCGACCCGCGAGCGGGACCAAGGCCCUAGAGCAGCGGAUCGCGUCCCAGGCAGCGGCCGCCGCGCGGCUGGGCGCCCAGGCCGCCAGCCUGGAGGCGCAGCUGGCCACGGCGAAGGGCAAGGCGCGGGCCGCCCAAGAGGCCGAAGCGAAGAGCAGGGCCGCGCUGGAGACGCUUCUGGCGCAGCGGCCGCCGCAACCGCGGCGCCGCCUCGGCGCGGCGGCCGCAAAGCGCCCCGCGGCGGCGGAGGGCGCCGAAGCCGAGCGCCCCGCCGCACAGGCGGCAACAGGCGCGGCCGCGGACGGCGCCGCGGAGGUGGGCCUCCAGGCGGCCCCGGCUGCCACGGCGCAGCGCGUCGGGAGGAUGAGGCGGCCAGCCGCGGCCGCGGAGGACGCCGCGGGCAACCAGGCGGACCUGGACGCCAGGUCGCGCCGCUUCACGCCGGAGCUGCUGCUGCCGGGCGCGUGCAUGGCGCGGACCUGGGCCAGUGGCCGCGGCGGGCAGUGCAGACACCAGCCUGUGGAGGGAGGCGCCGGGCUCUGCCAGGCGCACUCGGUCCAGGCGGUGCGGUCCGCAGGGGGGCUCCCGCACGGCCGCGUCGACGGCCCGGUGCCCCUGAAGAAGCUGCUGGAGUUCGAGAAGUUCUCGGCCGGAGGCGGGGCAGCGGCAGCGGCUCCGCAGGCGGGCGCUGCGCCGGUGGCGGCCGGCGGCGGCCAGCAGGGCUCUGUGGCAGCGGGCCCGCGGCCGGCGGAGCACGCGCCGGAGCCGCGCGAGGCCGUCGGCGAGUCGAGGGAGGCCUCGGUGGUGGCGGCGCAGGCGGUCGCCCAGGCCCUCCGGGAGCUGCGCGAGCCGCUCCCCGGCGGGUGCUGAGCGGCGGGCGCUGGCGACCAAUGAGGCCUCGCCAUGCCACGAGUGCCGACGUCGCCAAAGGCCCCGGGCACGGCGUUCAGCCCAUGAGCCCGGCCGCUCGUCGACUUCCGCGUGCUGCUCCUUCGGGUUCCUCCGCCUCCCUGCCAUUGGCCAUGCCAAAGGCUCCAUCCUCGACAGUAUGACGUCGCGCGGCUCUCAAGCGCACUCUGGGGACCGGAUGGAUGAUACGAAUUAGGGGCAGCUCGUGAUCAUCAG
This is a messenger RNA of Prorocentrum cordatum, 1261 nucleotides long. The record is from the annotation of a GenBank genome assembly. NCBI's taxonomy places the organism in Eukaryota, Dinophyceae, Prorocentrales, Prorocentraceae.